Molecule: messenger RNA, 3351 nt
Organism: Scaptodrosophila lebanonensis
Lineage: Eukaryota; Metazoa; Arthropoda; Insecta; Diptera; Drosophilidae
Gene: cos
Product: kinesin-like protein costa
Exons: 4
Coding region: 105-3347 (1080 amino acids)
Biological process (GO): microtubule-based movement; mitotic spindle organization
Molecular function (GO): microtubule binding; ATP binding; microtubule motor activity
Source: RefSeq, a predicted model, not a curated record
AGAGGGUUCUUACAUCUUUAAUGCAUCGUUGUUUUCUUACAUCCCUACGAUCUAUUCGAAUCUAAGCUAUUAGGAUUAAGUAAUUGACAAGCUUGUAUGAAACGAUGGAAAUACCUAUACAAGUAGCUGUGCGAAUUCAAAGUACACGGUUGCAUCACAAUAAUAGGUUAAACCCUAUGUCUAAUGGCGAUAGUGACUGCAAUGUAAUUAACAACAGAAGCAGCUGCAAAUUCGUGUCAGUAACCAAACAGAUACAAAGUAAUGAAACAUCAUUAGUUUGCGUGGAGUCGACGUUGUCUGGCGCGGACGUUAUAAAAGUUGGCAAAAACACCUAUAGUGUAGGACAUGUCAUCAAAAGUGACACUUCGCAAAACCACAUUUAUCAGCAAUCAGUAUUUCCAUUGAUAAGUCUUUUUCUGGAAGGAUUUGAUGCAUCUGUAGUAACAUAUGGCCAAAAGGCAACAGGGAAAACGUAUACAUUGUAUGGAAAUGGAUUUGAAUAUAUCUACAGUGAGACCGAUCAAGGAGUGGUACAGCAUUGCGUACGUGAUAUAUUUAAUCAUGUGAAUCGAAGUACAGAUCGAACAUUUGUAGUUCAUGUGGGCUUUGUCGAAAUCUGCAACGAUCAUAUACGUGAUCUGCUUGGGGUUGGCAACGUUCAUUGCAGCAAUGUUGAAGAAGUCUUCCAUUGGCUGCAGGUUGGACUGAGCUUAAUGCAAAAAUCUUCAACAGCUGUGCACACGCUCUUCACAUUAACUCUGGAGCAGCAGUGGGUCUCAAAAGAUGGAUUCCUACAGCAUCGCUUGUCCACAGCCAGCUUUUCAGAUUUGUGCGCUAGUCAACGUUGGCGCAAUUCACGGCCAGGUGACACUGGUCUGCAAAUGCUUGAGCAAGUAGUUCACAGUCUAAUCGAUCCCAUAAAUUUGCAAGGUGAAGAGCGUAAUAUUCCAUAUAGUCGAUCCACACUGACUACACUUUUGAAGGAUUCUUUUGGUGGACGAGCGCAGACAUUAUUCAUAUUAUGCAUAUCACCAUUGGAACAGGAUAUCGAUGAAACUUUAGGAAAUCUGCAGUUUGCAACUGAAGUUCAGUCUGUUCGAAACUACGUUAUCAUGAAUACGUUUUCAGAUGAUAAUAUGCCCAUAUCACCAGAGGUGGCCCCCUUUAGUGCGACCUCUUCGGUCAUAUCGUGCGUGGUACCUCCAAAAGCAGGCCACUUUGGGCUGCAGUUUGCAGCAAGUCAAUGGUUCAAACUUGUAUCUAAUGCUGAAGGUCUCUUUUCCAAAUUGAUCACUUCCAAUGCUUUAUCUGAACUGGAAAAGGAGCAAAUUGAAGAAUGGAUGUUUUUGAAGCAAGAAUGCGAAGAUUGUCUCGAAAGCUUUAAUUGCAAUAUUCGCGUACAAAAGCCACUAGUACCGAUACAAGAGGCUGAUGAGCUGGACAUAUCGGUUCAACAAGAUUCUGACAAUGAAACAGAUACAGAAUCUCGCCCUGACUUGGUUGAGAAACUAGAUAAUAUAAUGGACGAGUUCUGCUUGAAAACAGAUACACUGAUUGAAGCUAAGCAUACAGAAUUCCUGAUCAAGCAACCUAAGGCUGUAAUGGAAAGUCAAGAGAGUUUUACCAAGAAGAAAUGUGACGAGCGGGAGUUUACUGUAGGCUGUCGACGCCGUUCAAUUAAACCGGGUACCAGUUUAAGCAGCACAGAGCUAGCCAUGCUUUCCCGUAUGGCCUCCAAAGAGAUUGAAACGACAAAGGAUCACUUUACUAAAGAAUAUCAACGCUCAUUCAUAAAUGACUUACCAUCAGCAUGUGAAAGUAUACGUAUUUUCUCCCAUGCUGGAUCUGAAUACAUAGAAAAAAAACUGCGGAAAGUGAAAGCUGCAAUUGACGUGCACCAGUGUCAAUUAAAAGAAAUUGAGCAGACAAUGCAGCUUCAAAAAAAUUAUAUAAGCGAGGUGUUAAAAAAUAGGGAAACCCGUAUUCAUGCCAAACAGCGCUUUCAUAAAAAAAAGGCCAAGCUGGAGCUUGAACUCGAGAAUACUAAAAAACAAAUGACAAAGGCAUUGGUACAGGGCAAGGAAAAGUGUGAAAUUGAUCGUCUGCGAGCUGUAAUAUCACAUUUAAGUCUGCGCCUAGAGGAUCUGAGCUCCAUGAAGCAUAUUGCAGGCGACAGUGAAGAAAAAUUAAAAAAACUGCAGCAGUCAGUAAGUGAAUCGCGUAAGCAAAUGGAGGAACUACAAAAUAAAAUUAACAAAGAGAGGAAGCAACGCGAGCAAUUGGAAUAUCAGAUUAAAACGACAAGAGAGCCGCACAUUAUGUUGGAUAGAGCAGAAGCAAUAAACGGUUUGGCGACAAUGUCAUUGACAAAACAAUUGAAUAAUGAAGAGCUACAGACUGUACAGGACCGUCUUACACAUCUUGAUCACAUUCUGCGCGAAAAGUCUGAGAAUUUGCAACGCGAUGAACAGGAAGAAACCCUACGCCACGAGAUACGAAAUUUGCGACGCACUCGAGACCAUCUUGUGGAACAGCGCUGUUCAUUGGACAACAAGCUAAAACGUGAUAAAAUACUAACGGAUUUUGAAGAGCGAAAGCUACUAGAAUGUGAUGAGGCCAUUGAAGCUAUAGAUGCGGCCAUUGAAUUUAAAAAUGAGAUUAUUUGUGGUCACAGGUCCAUCGAUAUCAGUGCAUGGCAUAACCGUGAACAGGGGGAGCAAAUGUUGAUGGAACGGUUAAAUAAGUUAUCUCUUGAGGAAAUGCGAACACUUCUCUACAAGUACUUUAUUAAAGUCAUUGAUCUGAAAGACUCAUCUCGCAAGUUGGAGAAGCAGCUUAAUCAUCUCGAACGCGAACGAGACGUCUGGGAGCAGAAGGAGCGUUUACUAUCGAAUGCCGUCCUACAAGCGCGCUUAGAGGGCAAGCGUAACGUUAUAUUUCUACAACGUCAAUAUGAAAUGAAACUCACUCUUUUUAUGCGCCACUUAAGUGAAGAGGCAUCGGCUAGCUCAACCAGCUUUAAUAAAAGUAUCGGCGUUGAUGAAGAUAUGCCUAUAGUCUUAGGAUCUGUGCAAAAGCCACCAUACUCAACGCAAAACUUGCAACUUAUACUCAAUGCACCCACAGCAGAAGUAAACAAUGAUUCUAGAUGUGUACCGAAAAUAGCGACGCGAUAUGCGUCAACAAUGAGUGCCACAACUGCGUUUGUACAUCCAAGUUGUUCACCGAUUGAACCAACAACUACAUUCGCUAAAGUAACGAGGCGGAAAAAUAAGAUCAUUAUACAAGAUGCUUCGCGCAAAAUCAAUGAAAAAGCACCUGCUGGUCUAAGCAAUAAUAGAAUAUAAAAUA